This is a messenger RNA of Pseudopipra pipra, 3196 nucleotides long. It is a transcript of the gene FBLN7, whose product is annotated as fibulin 7. The transcript is spliced from 8 exons. Gene Ontology annotation, molecular function: calcium ion binding. The record is from RefSeq and is a predicted model, not a curated record. Bases 1124 to 2464 code for a protein of 446 amino acids. Lineage: Eukaryota; Metazoa; Chordata; Aves; Passeriformes; Pipridae.
UUUCUGUAAUUGUUUUUCUUUCCCAGAAGGACCAGAGCGGGGUGGGGCGAGCAGUGCCGAGGGGCUGGAGCUCCCCACGCUGAGUGGGCAGCGAGCCUUGCAGGGCCUGGUGUUUUCCCACUUUUCCACUGUGUGUUGAGGAUUUUGGGAUGGUCUAGGCUCUUGCUACAGAACCUGCUGGGGGACUUCAUGCUGCAAGAAAUCAUGGAAAAUGGCAGUAGGAACCCCAACAGGAGCAGUGUGUGCUCCUGCAUUCCUUGCUCCCAGAGAGCAGGUUCCCAUCCAUCCACUUGCAGAGGAACCGUCAGUCCUGUCGCAACAACGGGGAAACAGGAGUCUGUGAGGGGGGUCCCGGGAGGGCUGGAGCCCCCCAGCCAUGGCCUGGCCCUUCCCUGCUGCCCAUUCUCUGUUUUGGGGGGAUUUCUGCUGCUUCCCUUCAGGCAGCGACUGGAGCCGGACCCUGCGCUCUGUGCAGCACCUCCCGCCUCUCCAGGGGGCGCAGGGGGUGGGAAAGGGGCUGGAGAAGGGAGUACCGGGCUGGGAGAAGAUGCAGAGCUGGGAAAGGGGGUCCCGAGCCUGGGCAGGUGGUCCUGGCCCAGGCGGAGCGGGGGGACCUUCGGGGGCUCUCCCACAAGGUGCUCGCUCCACACGGCAGCGGCAGAAACAGGUUUUGUGGGGGAAAAAGCCCAAGCCCUGUGGGGACGGGCCGGUGUCCCGGGGGAUGGAUGCCCGGAGCCGGCCGGUGUCCCAUGGGAUGGAUGCGCGGGGCCGUGCCGGUGUCCCAUGGGAUGGAUGCGCGGGGCCGUGCCGGUGUCCCAUGGGAUGGAUGCGCGGGGCCGUGCCGGUGUCCUAUGGGAUGCGGGGGGCCGUGCCGGUGUCCUAUGGGAUGGAUGUGCGGGGCCGUGCCGGUGUCCCAUGGGAUGGAUGGGGGGGCCGUGCCGGUGUUCCAUGGGGUGGAUGAGGGGGCCGUGCCGGUAUCCCACGGGAUGGAUGUGCGGGGCCGUGCCGGCGCCGGGGCGGGGAAGCGCCGCGUCCCCUGCACGGGGCAGCGCGGGGGCGGCGCGGGCGGGGCGGGGAGAGCGCGGGGAGCCGGUCCCGGAGAGCGGCGGGGCCGCACCGCACCAUGCCGGGGGUGCCGGGGCCGCGGGGCCGCCUCCCGCCGCUGCUGCUGCCGCUGCUGCUGCUGCUGCUGCCGCUCCCGGCCGCGCCGGCCGCCCAGAGCUGCCUCAGCAGGCAGCAGCUCCUGGCCGCCAUCCGGCAGAUGCAGCAGCUGCUGAAGGGGCAGGAGACGCGUUUUUCCGAGGGGCUCCGUGUCAUGAGGAGCCGGCUCAGCUCCCUCCACUCCACCCUGGCCAAGGCAGCUCCAGAGGCACUCACCGUCUCCUGUCCUGCCCUCCAAGCCCCCACGGAUGGGAGGAAGUUCGGCACCAAGUACUUGGUGGAGCACGAGGUUCACUUCACCUGCGACCCAGGUUUCCAGCUCCUGGGCUCCAGCACACGGAUGUGCCAGGCCAACGGCACCUGGAGCGGGCAGGAGCCCCGCUGUGAAGAGAUCAGCGAGUGCUCGAGCAGCCCCUGCCAGAACGGCGGGACGUGCCUGGAGGGGCUCAACCAGUUCAGGUGCCUCUGCCCCCAGCAGUGGACUGGAGCCACCUGCCAGCACCGGGCACAGACGGCUCCUCCCGCCUGGAGCGUGACGGACGACCCCGCGUUCAGCCGCCAGCCCCGCUGUGCCCAGGUGGCCCAGGCCCAGCAGUGCAGCUGCGAUCCCGGCUUCCACAUGAACGGAACGGCCGCCAACGGGCUCUGCCAGGACCUCAACGAGUGUGAGGUGUUCCAGCGGGAUGGGGGUCCCCGGCUCUGUGCCCAUUCCUGUGUCAACCUUCCCGGCUCCUUCCGCUGCUCCUGCCCCUCCGGAUACGUCCUCCUGGGAGAUGGCAAGAGCUGCGAAGACAUCGACGAGUGUUCCCUCUCCCAGGAUAACUGCACGGGCGGGAGCACCUGCAUCAACACCGGGGGGGGGUUCCAGUGCGUCACCCCCCGGUGCCCCCCGGCCGUCGGGAACGUCUCCUACGUCAAAACCUCCCCCUUCCAGUGCGAGCGCAACCCCUGCCCGAUGGAGAGCCGGUCGUGCCACCACGCUCCCAAAACCAUCUCCUUCCACUACCUGCCGCUGCCCUCGCGGCUCGUGGCUCCCACGCCGCUGUUCCGCAUGGCCACGGCGGCGGCUCCCGGCCGGCCGGGCCCCGACAGCCUCCGCUUCGGGAUCGCGGGCGGGAACAGCCGCGGGCACUUCGUGGUGCAGCGCUCGGACCGGCACACCGGGGAGCUCAUCCUGGUGCAGAGCCUGCAGGGCCCCCAGACCGUCCAGGUGGACGUGGACAUGUCCGAGUACCUGGACCGGGUCUUCCAGGCCAAGCACUUGUCCAAAAUCACCCUCUUUGUCUCCGCCUAUGAGUUUUAGGGGAGGCGGCGCUGGCGGCUCCCGGGCCCCGCUCAGCGUCCUGUCCUGAGGUGCUUCCCAGGUGGACUGACACCUGCCUGUGUGCAGGAGGAAAACCCAAACGAGGUGGAAAAGAAGUGGGAAGUGGGGCUCCAUCCUCACCCCCAGGAGGGGAUGUCCUACAGCCACCUGAUUUCCUUAGGAUUCCUGCUUUUUCCUUUAGGAAGGCAGUGAAGCAGAGCAUGUGGGAGGAGGGGGGCUCCUGGCCUUUCCCGCUCUCCUCCCUGCUGGCCUGGGAUUGCUUGGACCCCGGCUCCCUAAAAACAUGCCUCUGCUUCCCUUUGGAUGCUUAGAAUCUCCCCGGAGCCUGCUGGGGAUUGAGGUCCAUGGCCUUUAUCCCCUGGGAUUGAUCAGGGCUGGAAAACUCCAUGAACAUCCACCUGGCUGGCUCCUGGUGCCCUCCUUGGCAAGCUGGGCAAAGGAGGAAUCCCAGCGCUAUCCCUGCUCCUUAAACCUCCCCAGUGGGAAUCCCCCAUGGAUCUCCCUCAUCGUGACCUCCCGGCUGCGUGUGGAGGUGGGAAUAUUCCCUGCUCCACCAGCCACAGCUUCCAUCCUGGUGUAGGAGCGCUGGGGAGAGCUGGGAUUCGGCUCUUCCCGGGGGGAUUCACCCCCGUGCUUGUGCAUGUUCUCCUGACAUUCUGCAUGUUCCCACAUUCUGCUGGAUUUAGCACAAUUAAAGGAUGAUAUAAAGGA